Molecule: messenger RNA, 1017 nt
Organism: Abrus precatorius (Indian licorice)
Lineage: Eukaryota; Viridiplantae; Streptophyta; Magnoliopsida; Fabales; Fabaceae
Product: ethylene-responsive transcription factor ABI4-like
Exons: 1
Coding region: 1-1017 (338 amino acids)
Biological process (GO): response to stress; positive regulation of DNA-templated transcription
Cellular component (GO): nucleus
Molecular function (GO): DNA-binding transcription factor activity; transcription cis-regulatory region binding
Source: RefSeq, a predicted model, not a curated record
AUGGAGAACCAGCACCCACCCCAACCUUAUCACCAGCCUCAACCCCAAGAAACCAAAUCCACCGCCACUACCGCCAUAACCACCACUCUUCAUCAAACAUCUAACAGUAAUAAUAGCAGUAGUAGCAGCACCACAACCGCUAACAAAAGUAAUCGUAAAUGCAAAGGCAAAGGUGGCCCUGACAACAACAAAUUUAGAUACCGUGGAGUGAGGCAACGAAGCUGGGGCAAAUGGGUUGCGGAGAUCCGAGAGCCACGUAAGCGAACCCGUAAGUGGCUUGGCACCUUCGCCACCGCCGAAGAUGCCGCCAGAGCCUACGACCGCGCUGCCGUUAUUCUUUACGGCUCUAGGGCUCAACUUAACCUCCAACCCUCAGCUUCUUCUACUCAAUCUUCCUCUUCUCGUUCUUCUUCUUCUUCCUCUUCUUCUCAAACCCUUCGACCCUUGCUUCCUCGUCCUUCGGGCUUCGCCUUCACCACCGCUUCCCAUCUUCCGGUGCUGUUCAACGCCACCUCCAACAUGCCUUUUGGGGUUUAUAACAACAAUUACACCCCAUCGGUGUUGUGCCCUUUUGAUAAUAAUGUAGUGCAACUUCAUCAGCAUCAUCACUAUCUUCGUCCAGAGGAAAUGGUGCAAGUACAACAACAGCAGCAACAACAGUGUCAACACUCGGAAUCUGAUGUGAGUGUAGCAGCUGGGAUUAUUAUUGCAGAUGAAAAUUCUAUGAGAACAACCUCGUACCAAAAUCAAAGUUAUCAGGAUCAUCUCGUACAACAUAGUCAUGUGUCGAACCAACAGCAGCAUCAGAAUUGCAUGGUUGAUGGAAUGAAUUCGGUGGUGGGGUCGGUUGGGUCAAGCUUGUCUUCUCAGGUGGAUGUGGAUGCAACGGUGGAUCCGGAUCCGUCGUUGGUGGGGACAGUGGGUCUUGGAUCUCCGUCUAUGUGGUCGUUGACAAAUGAAGACGAUUAUUCUGGUAGCUUAUGGGAUUAUAAUGAUCCUUUUUUCUUCGAUUUUUAA